AUGCUUCUCCAGCCAGAGUCUUCCUCGAAGCCUCGCAAUGAUUCCCCGCCCGGGUUCAAGUUCCAUUCUUCGUGCGAUACGUGUCUCAAGGCCAAGAUCAAAUGUAGCCAAGCGAAACCGACAUGCGCUCGGUGUCUCCAGCAAGGUCGCCAAUGUGUAUAUAGUCCAUACCGCAAGAUUGGCCGGCCCUCCACCAAGAAUCUUCCCCUGGACCAGCUGCAGCAACCAAAGGGGAGGACGGCGGGAGGGACGGCCCGCAGAAGCUUAUCACGACGAGUUUCCCUCGCAUCUCCCGGCAUUGAGAACGGAUCCAGGGUAGGCAAUGUCCGUCAUGCAACAAAUAGAGUCUUGCAUGCCCAGGAGUCAGUCUUGGUGCCAAGCCAGACCUGGUCCGACCAGGAAUUAACGGGAAAUAUCAACCGUUUGGACUAUGGGUUAGAAGGGACCAACUGGUCCGCCUUGGAGGGGCUUUUAGAUGCAUCCAUGUCGACGCUACCCCAGGCCGACCACGAGUUAGCCUCUGCAGUCCCCCGGUUGGACCAGGUUCAUGAUCUAGAUCCUAACCCCGGCCAAGAAGACCUCACAGGUUACUUGAGCCCUUCGUCAUUAAGUAGCCGAGAAUCCCUCGCCACGACAUUCCCCCCCUGA
This is a messenger RNA of Penicillium crustosum, 648 nucleotides long. RefSeq names its product Zn(II)2Cys6 transcription factor domain-containing protein. The coding region runs from base 1 to 648 and encodes 215 amino acids. The transcript has a single exon. The record is from RefSeq and is a predicted model, not a curated record. Gene Ontology annotation, biological process: regulation of DNA-templated transcription. Gene Ontology annotation, molecular function: zinc ion binding; DNA-binding transcription factor activity, RNA polymerase II-specific. NCBI's taxonomy places the organism in Eukaryota, Fungi, Ascomycota, Eurotiomycetes, Eurotiales, Aspergillaceae.